UUCGAUGUUAAAUAAGCAUAGGUUGGGUCAAAACAUAAUCGACAUUAUAACAAACUGGAUAGCAUUUGUUUGGAUUGUUACUAACUUUAAGCUAAUACUCAGUCUUGUAUUGUGAUUGUGAAUCAUUAUUUAUUUUGGAUAUUUGGAUAACGUUUAAGUUAAUCUUAUCUCUAAAUCAUUAUUCUUUUUUUUCAUAUAUAUAUAUAUAUAUACACACACCAUCGUAUCACUUCAUCAAAAGCUGAACUUGGUGAGAUCUAUGGCUUCAAAGGCGGUGAUUGUGUUUUUGUUUCUUGUUUCAUGUUUUUUUUCUGUGUCUUUUGCUGAUGAGGUUAAAGUCACGAUUAAAUCGGUGACAACGAUAGCCAAAACCGAUCCAAAUUUUAUUUGCGCAACCUUAGACUGGUGGCCUAGUGAUAAGUGUGACUACAAUCAAUGUCCAUGGGGCAAGGCCGGCCUUCUCAAUCUGGAUUUGGGAAACAAGAUUCUUUUCAAUGCUGUCAAGGCAUUUGGUCCAAUGAGAAUCAGAAUUGGAGGUUCAUUGCAAGAUCAGCUCACCUACAAUGUUGGACCAGCUGCAGGUGAAUGCCCACAAUUCAAAAAAAAGGACGAUGGUUUGUUCAAAUUUACUAAUGGUUGCCUCGAGAUGAAAAGAUGGGAUCAAAUCAUGGACUUUCUCAACAAAACCGGAGCUAAGCUCACAUUUGGUUUGAAUGCUCUAAUGGGGAAGACAAAGAACCAAGACGAUAAAUCUUCGAACCCUGUUUAUGACGGUGACUGGGAAUCGCUAAACGCCCGUGAUUUUAUGGUUUACAAUCUCAAAAAAGAAUACGACAUUGACUCGUAUGAACUUGGAAAUGAGCUAUGUGGAGAAGGUGUUUCUGCAAGAAUUGAAGCUGAGCAGUAUGGGAAAGAUUUUCUUAUGUUCAGAAAAAUUGUGGACGAAUUGUACCCAAAUGCUAGCACUCGGCCUAUAAUCUUGGGUCCGGCUGGCUUCUACGAGGAGAAAUGGUUCAAUAAAUUCCUUGAGGUUACAGGACCCGACGUUGUUGAUGGAGUAACGCACCAUAUCUACAAUCUUGGUUCAGGUGAUGAUGCGGACCUUAUCAACAAGAUCCAAGAUCCUUUUUUCCUCAGCCAGAUAGCUCAAACAUACAAAGAUGUUGCAAACAGUGUCAAAUUAUUUGCCCCAUGGUCAGGGGCAUGGGUUGGGGAAGCCGGAGGAGCUUAUAACAGCGGUGGCAAAGAUGUGUCACACACCUUUGCUGAUGGUUUCUGGUAUUUGGAUCAAUUGGGCAUGACCUCAACUUUAGACCAUAAGGUUUAUUGCAGACAAGCCCUUAUUGGAGGAAACUAUGCUCUCCUAAACACUACAACUUUCAUUCCUAAUCCAGAUUAUUAUGGUGCUCUUUUGUGGCAUCGCCUAAUGGGUAGCAAAGUACUUUCUACAAGUCACGAUGGUUCUGCAUAUUUGCGUGCUUAUUCGCAUUGUACAAAGAGUGGUGAGGAUAUUACUAUACUACUAAUCAACUUGUCAAACUCCACCACAUUUGAAGUUUCGGUCUUGAAUGACAUGAACUUGAACUUGUUCGCUGAGAAGAAGGACUAUGUACCACAACAGCAAAGAGAAGAGUACCAUUUGACCCCGGAAGGGGGUGACAUUCAGAGUGAUGUGUUGCUGCUAAAUGGGACACCAUUGAAGCUCACCAAUGAUUCGGACAUCCCAAAGAUGGGUCCGCAGCUUGCGGAUCCUACCACUCCUAUCCGAGUUUCACCGGAUUCUUUUGUCUAUGCGACUUUGAAAGGCUUUCAGGCCCCUGCCUGUGCUAAAUAAAGUAUAUAUGUUUAUUUUUCUUUUUCUUUUUUCUAUUAUGUUUUUUUUUUAUUAUUGGUAGUUAAGAAGUUUUUGUUUGUGUAGUUGAAGUUCUAGUAGACAUUUUAAUCAAUGAGAUUAUCUUUCUUUAUUUCAUGUUCCUCUUUCUUUUUCCCUCCCUUUUCUUUUCUUCACUUUUUUUUCUCCCUCUCAACAAUCUUGCCCCAAUAACAAUUGCCUAGAACACAAUUUCUGGAUGAGCUGUGUAUUAUGUUUUUGUCCUCUUCAUUAUUUUACAUGAUUUUUGGAUUCCUAACAAUAAGUUAACAAUGGUUAGGGUCGUUAAAAAUUUUGUUAUAUAUAUAACUAUAUAUUUUUUUAAACAAGUUUCUACCUUAAAUUUUGUUCAGAAUUGUAGUUGUCAAAAUUAUGGAUGAACUGAAUUUUGAAAGGGAGACAUUUCCCUAUCAACAUCCCUAACGCUGAGGCACAAGAAGAU
Molecule: messenger RNA, 2312 nt
Organism: Cornus florida
Lineage: Eukaryota; Viridiplantae; Streptophyta; Magnoliopsida; Cornales; Cornaceae
Product: heparanase-like protein 2
Exons: 9
Coding region: 260-1834 (524 amino acids)
Cellular component (GO): plant-type cell wall; membrane
Molecular function (GO): beta-glucuronidase activity
Source: RefSeq, a predicted model, not a curated record